CCUUCUUAUAGGCUAUUUAUAAUCAUGGUGCUCGGAACUUGGUUUUCAAAGAGAGAGAGAGAGAGAGAGAGAGAGAGAUGGGCAAGAUGAUAGAAGGAAUCCUUCACAUGGUCGGAGGAGCUGGGGAUACCAGCUACGCAUCCAAUUCAAAGUUUCCGGAGAAGGUACUUCACAUGGCGAAGCCAAUACUGGAGGAGGCAAUAGGAAGGGUUUACACGUCGCUGCUCCCCGAGAGGAUGGCGGUGGUCGACUUAGGUUGUUCCUCGGGCCCUACCACUUUGGAGGUGGUCUCCGAGGUGCUCGACGUGAUUGGCAAGCUACGGCGGAGCCUGGGACGCCAGGAGAUGCCGGAGAUCCUGUUCUUCUUGAAUGACCUCCCGGGGAAUGACUUCAAUCACGUCUUCCGGUCUCUGGGAGAUUACAAGAGGAAGGUCGAGGAGGAGAAGGGGAAUCUGCUGGUGCCAUACUACGUCGUGGGAGUUCCAGGCUCCUUCUACGGCAGGCUUUUCCCUAGUCAAAGUGUCCACUUCUUCAACGCUUCCAGCUGUCUCAACUGGCUCUCUCAGGAGAAAGCGAUUUAUCGAACAAAGCCCAUAUUGGAGACCGCCAUAGCAGAGAUGUACAGGAGGACGCCGCUCCCCGAGAGGAUGGUCGUCGUCGACCUCGGUUGUUCGUCGGGUCCGAACACCUUUCUUGUGGUCUCUGAGGUGCUUGGCAUCGUCGGUGACCUAUGUCGAAGGCUGGAGCAGAAGCCACCGGAGAUCCAGUUCUUCUUGAACGACCUCCCGGGAAAUGACUUCAAUAAUGUCUUCCGGUCUUUGGAAAGAUAUGAGAAGAAGAUGGAGGAGGAGAAGGGGGACCUGCUCGUGCCUCAUUACGUUGUGGGCGUUCCCGGUUCCUUCUACGGGAGGCUUUUCCCGUGUAACACUGUGCACUUCUUCCACUCUAACUUCUCUCUCAUGUGGCUCUCUCAGGUUCCACAAGGUCUCGAGAGUGAGCAGGGUGUUCCGGUGAACAAGGGCAACAUCUAUAUUGCGGAGAACAGUCCACCCCAAGUCGUGAAAGCAUACCAAGAACAACACCGGAGAGACUUCUCCACGUUCCUCAAAUCUCGUUACGUAGAACUAAGCAUCGGAGGGGGAAUGGUAUUAACAUUCCUAGGAAGAAGAAACAAACACCCAGCCAACGACGAGCUAAGCUAUCUUUGUGGAUUACUAGCAGAGGCCCUUAACACAAUGGUCUCACAGGGAAUCAUAUCAGAAGACAAAGUGGACACCUUCAAUUUGCCAAUUUAUGGAGCUUCGAUGCAGGAAGCGAAGUCAGUGAUAGAGGAAGAAGGUUCAUUUGAUGUGGAGAAAGCGGAGAGUUUCGAGUCCAGUUGGGAUCCGUUUGAUGACUCCGACAAUGUACUCGAUGGGAAGAAUGUGGCAAGCACUUUACAGGCAGUGAUGGAGCCCUUGAUUUCACAUCAUUUUGGGGAUGACACGCCCCAUGCAUUAUUCUCACUGGUUGCCGAUAAUAUUACUGCAAGGCACCUCCUAAAAGACAAAUGCUACUACACCGUGUUAGUCUUUGCCUUGAGGAGGAAAGCUUGAAGGCCUGCAUGCAUUACAAUGAUAAUUCGCUGUCUAGAUAUAAGAACACGAUAUGUUGAUACUUAUUUGUAUGUCUCCUCCUCAAUCAAAAGAUAUCUGACUCGAUUUAGAUGGGUCGAAUAGAA
Molecule: messenger RNA, 1720 nt
Organism: Musa acuminata AAA Group (dessert banana)
Lineage: Eukaryota; Viridiplantae; Streptophyta; Magnoliopsida; Zingiberales; Musaceae
Product: anthranilate O-methyltransferase 3-like
Exons: 5
Coding region: 78-1595 (505 amino acids)
Biological process (GO): methylation
Molecular function (GO): S-adenosylmethionine-dependent methyltransferase activity
Source: RefSeq, a predicted model, not a curated record